UGCUCCUCCAGGACUGGGCAGGGCAGCCACAGUCCACACGCGAGAACGCUCCUCGGGCCGACCUGGAAGCCCUCCGAGGGACUCACCGAGCUCUCGGAGCUCGGAGCUCGAAUGGAGGACGGAGCCCUGGGCAGCCACAGCCGUCCUGGCUGGCCCCUGUGGUCUUGGCUUUGGAACCUGCAGUCCGCCAGGCUCAGAGAGGGGGGCGGGUGCUCAGGGCCCGGCAGGAGGUGGAGGGAGGAAGUACCCAGGAGGGUGAUGACAUCACAGCCCAGCCCUUGAAAGAUGAGCUGUUCCUGCCAGCCGCUCCAGCUCACUCCCUCCUCAGAGGGGAGGGGACAUCAGACAGCCCUGCUGGACUCCGCACGAGAAAGCGACCAAGGUGCCCGCGCAGCUCCCUCCGGACAAGGCGCGGUCUCUGCUGUCCCCGUGUCAGCUCCGCGACGAUUUCUCCCGUCCCGGCGGAAGUCUCAGCUGUGACAUCACACCCCCAACCCAGCACCGGUGAGGCCUCACUCACAUCCGCUCUGCAUCCAGAUGUGGUCUGUCUGGAAGAGACCCACAUUCCUGUCUGUUUAUGAAGAGCCGGUGCCCACCACGGUCCCCCCCAGCGCUGCAAUGCUCAACCUCACCUCGGGAGUCCUUCAGUCUGCUCUCAACGGGACCCAUGUGGACAGCCAUGGCUGCGUCCACUCCGACUGGUGGGGCUGGCUCAACGCCAUCCAGGCCCCCUUCCUCUGGGUGCUGUUCGUGCUGGCAGCGCUCGAGAAUGUCUUUGUGCUCAGCGUCUUCUGCCUGCACAAGAGCAGGUGCACCGUGGCGGAGAUCUACCUGGGCAACCUGGCCGUGGCCGACCUGAUCUUGGCCUGCGGGCUGCCCUUCUGGGCCAUCACCAUCGCCAACAACUUCGACUGGCUCUUUGGGGAGGCCCUGUGCCGCGUGGUGAACACCAUGACCUACAUGAACCUGUACAGCAGCAUCUGCUUCCUGAUGCUGGUGAGCAUCGACCGGUACCUGGCCCUGGUGAAGACCAUGUCCGCGGGCCGCCUGCGCGGUGUGCGCUGGGCCAAGCUCUACAGCCUGGUGAUCUGGGCGUGCACGCUGCUCCUGAGCUCGCCCGUCCUGGCCUUCCGGACCAUGAAGGACUACAGAGCCGAGGGCCACAACGUCACCGCCUGCAUCAUCACCUACCCGUCACGCACCUGGGUGGUGUUCACCAACAUGCUCCUGAACAUCGUGGGCUUCCUCCUGCCCCUGAGCGUCAUCACCUUCUGCACGGUGCAGAUCAUGCAGGUGCUGCGCAACAACGAGAUGCAGAAGUUCAAGGAGAUCCAGACGGAGAGGAAGGCCACGGUGCUGGUCCUGGCCGUGCUGCUGCUGUUCGUGCUGUGCUGGCUGCCCUUCCAGAUCAGCACCUUCCUGGACACGCUGCUGCGGCUGGGCGUCCUCUCGGGCUGCCGGGAUGAGCACGUGGUCGACGUCUUCACGCAGAUCGCCUCCUACGUGGCCUACAGCAACAGCUGCCUCAACCCACUGGUGUACGCCAUCGUGGGCAAGCGCUUCCGCAAGAAGACCCGAGAGGUGUACCAGCGCCUCUGCCGGGCGGGGGGCUGCGCGGCGCCACCCACCCUGACCGAGAGCUCCAUGGGCACCAUGCGGACCUCCAUCUCGGUGGAUCGGCAGAUCCACAAACUGCCGGUGUGGGUGGGCAGCAGCCAGUGAGCGGAGGCGCCUGGGCCGCCGUGGAUGUGUGUGAGGGCUCGUGGAAGGUCGCUCCGCAGGGUGUGCCUAGCUAGGAACGGAAGUCAUCCCGCGUGGGACCGUGGGCAACAGGUCGGCGUCUGCGGCAAACCCAGGAGCACGGUUCCUGCCCGGCCCCGGUUGCCGCGAGCACAGAUGUGUGGAUGGGGCGACCCCACGAAGAGGCAAGGGCUCCAUCAGCGUGACAGCAUUAUUCUUAUUUGCUGCCACACCGGGGCCGGGCCUGCUUCUUCCCAGGAGUGGACGGGACCUGGGGAUAGGGACAGGAGUGCCUGAGCUUUCCUCCCACGUGGUGUCCCCCCCACCCCUGCCUGCCCCAGCAUAACAGCUCAGGACUCCAGGAGAAGUGGCCCCUAGCCUUGGUGCGGGGCUCGGUGCACGCCGUGCCUGGCCAAGUGCUGCCACUGGGCCGGGACUGCAGAGGCUGAUGCCACAGAUGAAUGAAGGUGAAUCUCUGAGGAUCCCUGGUGAGAACCAGGAGAUCAGGACUCUGUCACUCCCCUUGCCCACAGACAAGGGGGUCUAUGCCCAGGAAGGACCCAAUAGGCACUAAUCCAGCACCUGCUGUGCACCUACACAGCGUUGAGCACGGAGGGCAAGAGGCUGGAAAGAGAAAGGGCAGGCUCUGUCUGGAAGGAGCUUGCAAGCUCUAGUGGCCCCUGGAAGUCUUCCCUGCAGCACAGUCGAGCAAACCCUGGGUGCCACGCAGGGCAGAGGGGCGAGGUGCCUGAUGCCCCAGCUCCUCUGACCGCUGCCUCGGUUUCCCCCUCUUUUGAGUGAGGCUGUGAGGCUUAAAGGAGGGGACUGGCAUAGACGUACUUUGAAAAUCCAAUGGUGCUACGUGAAUGUGAGGUGUUGUUAUGCACACGGAACAGGGUCUUGGGGGACAGAACCUGGAGGACCAGGAGGGUCUGGGCGUCAGGCAAAGCGCCCACAAAUCCUGACCAAUUCAGCUCCAGAUUUUAAAGCAAGAGGGUUAGGAAUGAUUCCCUCCCCAUUCCAGCUCCCCGCCCCACCCUGGCCCCUGCCAGCCACACCCUCCGCCCAGUAAACACAUGCCCUUGGAGCUGGAAGAAGAAAACGGGGAGGAGGAAGGAGGGGCCAUACAGUGUUAGAAGGAAGCUAAAUGACGCACAUGUUGGGAGUGGAACAGAAAGGCCACUUUGCAACUUGUGUGGCCCUCGCUCCUCAGUGGGUGUGGUUGGUCUGAGGGUCUCCUGGGAGCAGGGCCGCCUCAGGGCCCUGGGCUCCCAGCAGUCCCUGAGACCACACGUGGUCUGAGGAGCCGGGGUCGUUCUGCAGGAGGGGAGCUGCCUGGGGUGGUGCAGGCGCCUCAGUGAAGGACACCUGCCCUGCAAGCGCCCCAGAGAGCCACCGCUGCUUUGUAAGGCAGGCGCACAGCACAGACGACAAGAGACUGGUCGCCAGGGCAAACCGUGUGCUUUCUGCUUUCUGAGCAGCAACGUGAAUGGAGGGGUGUCUGCACAGCUCCUCCUUUUGUUCCGGCUCCCAGAGCCCCGAGCCGCCUCCUGACGCUGCCAGCGGCGGUCG
Phyllostomus discolor (pale spear-nosed bat) is the source of this 3312-nucleotide messenger RNA. It is a transcript of the gene BDKRB2, whose product is annotated as bradykinin receptor B2. Gene Ontology annotation, cellular component: membrane. Gene Ontology annotation, biological process: smooth muscle contraction; immune response; neutrophil chemotaxis. Bases 538 to 1722 code for a protein of 394 amino acids. The record is from RefSeq and is a predicted model, not a curated record. NCBI's taxonomy places the organism in Eukaryota, Metazoa, Chordata, Mammalia, Chiroptera, Phyllostomidae. Gene Ontology annotation, molecular function: bradykinin receptor activity. The transcript is spliced from 4 exons.